Molecule: messenger RNA, 2576 nt
Organism: Lepus europaeus (European hare)
Lineage: Eukaryota; Metazoa; Chordata; Mammalia; Lagomorpha; Leporidae
Gene: PLS1
Product: plastin 1
Exons: 16
Coding region: 347-2239 (630 amino acids)
Biological process (GO): actin filament network formation; actin filament bundle assembly
Cellular component (GO): cytoplasm; actin filament bundle; actin filament
Molecular function (GO): actin filament binding; calcium ion binding
Source: RefSeq, a predicted model, not a curated record
AGCUUCCCGGGGCGGCUGCUGAGGGCGCUCCCCGCUGUGCGCGGGCGACGCUCGCGGUAAAACUGGGGUGUGAGGGGGGCGCUCGGCAGCUGAACUUUCGGGCUGUCCGCGACGCAGAGACGCAAGAUCACCGGAUCUGAGGAGGAGAGGAACUUGACUGCCCCAGCCCAGAAUCCCCGGCUUCACAGAUCCAAAAACUGAAUUCCGCGAGUCAGUGCCAAGAUUUCCGAAGGCGUAAACCCCUCUCGUUUUCAACGUUGCUCAUUUUCCUACCACUCUUCUCCUCCUUCGAGAGAUAAAAGGGCAAAAGAUACUAAGACUGGAAGGUAGUUUUUCCUGGCCAAAGAUGGAAAACAGUACUACUACCAUUUCUCGCGAGGAGCUUGAAGAACUCCAAGAAGCAUUUAAUAAAAUAGACAUUGACAACAGUGGAUAUGUCAGUGACUAUGAACUUCAGGACCUGUUUAAGGAAGCAAGCCUUCCUCUUCCUGGCUACAAGGUGCGAGAGAUUGUGGAGAAAAUUCUAGCCGUGGCUGACAACAACAAAGAUGGCAAAAUCAGUUUUGAAGAGUUUGUGUCUCUAAUGCAAGAGUUAAAAAGCAAAGAUAUCAGCAAAACAUUCCGGAAAAUAAUUAACAAGCGGGAAGGGAUCACUGCUAUUGGGGGAACCUCAUCGAUUUCUAGUGAAGGCACCCAGCAUUCUUAUUCAGAGGAAGAGAAAGUAGCCUUUGUGAACUGGAUAAACAAAGCCCUGGAGAACGACCCUGACUGUAAGCACCUCAUACCCAUGAAUCCCAAUGACGACAGCCUUUUCAAGUCACUUGCCGAUGGCAUCCUUCUUUGCAAAAUGAUCAACUUAUCUGAACCAGAUACAAUUGAUGAAAGAGCCAUUAACAAGAAAAAACUCACCCCUUUCACUGUUUCUGAAAAUUUAAACCUAGCCCUGAAUUCCGCCUCUGCCAUUGGUUGCACAGUAGUCAACAUCGGCGCACAAGACCUCAAAGAAGGAAAACCUCACUUGGUCUUGGGACUUCUCUGGCAGAUCAUCAAAGUUGGUCUUUUUGCUGAUAUUGAGAUUUCCAGAAAUGAAGCUUUGAUUGCCUUGCUAAACGAAGGCGAGGACCUCGAGGAGCUGAUGAAGCUUUCCCCCGAGGAGCUGCUGCUGCGAUGGGUGAACUACCACCUGACCAACGCAGGCUGGCCCACCAUCAGCAACUUCAGCCAAGACAUUAAGGAUUCAAGAGCCUAUUUUCAUCUGCUUAAUCAGAUUGCCCCUAAGGGUGACAGGGAAGAUGGACCUGCUAUUGCCAUCGAUCUUUCAGGAUUUAAUGAGAAAAAUGACCUAAAGCGUGCUGAAUUCAUGCUUCGAGAAGCAGAUAAACUGGGAUGUAGACAGUUUGUUACUCCUGCUGAUGUGGUUUCAGGCAAUCCUAAACUUAAUUUAGCCUUUGUAGCGAAUCUGUUUAAUACAUACCCAUGCCUGCACAAGCCUGAUAAUAAUGACAUCGAUAUCAAUUUAUUGGAAGGAGAAAGCAAGGAAGAAAGGACAUUUCGGAACUGGAUGAAUUCCUUGGGGGUCAACCCUUACAUUAAUCAUUUGUACAGUGACCUUGCGGAUGCGUUAGUGAUCUUCCAGCUGUAUGAAAUGAUCCGAGUGCCAGUCAACUGGAGCCACGUCAACAAACCUCCUUACCCUGCGCUUGGAGGGAACAUGAAGAAGAUUGAAAACUGUAACUACGCAGUGGAGCUUGGAAAGAAUAAGGCUAAAUUCUCUCUGGUGGGCAUUGCUGGGCAAGACCUAAAUGAAGGAAAUGCAACACUUACGCUGGCGUUGGUAUGGCAGCUGAUGAGAAGGUACACACUGAAUGUGUUAUCAGACCUUGGAGAGGGUGAGAAAGUAAAUGAUGACGUUAUUAUUAAAUGGGUCAAUCAGACUCUUAAAAAUGCAAACAAAAGUACUUCUAUUUCCAGUUUCAAGGAUAAAUCCAUUAGUACAAGUUUACCUGUACUAGAUUUAAUAGAUGCCAUUGCACCAAAUGCAGUUCGUCAAGAAAUGAUCAAAAGAGAAAAUUUAUCUGAUGAGGACAAGCUGAACAAUGCUAAAUAUGCCAUUUCAGUUGCUCGAAAGAUGGGUGCCCGGAUAUAUGCAUUACCUGAUGACCUCGUAGAAGUAAAACCAAAGAUGGUUAUGACGGUGUUUGCGUGCUUAAUGGGAAGAGGACUGAACAGAAUAAAAUAAUCGAACAUUUCAUAUGAUUUUUCUGCCACAUUCAACAUAUUGAAUGCCUCACAGUUUACAGAAUUCUGAAAUGUAGUGGAUAUAAAAUCAGAUUAUUUGUAUGUUCAAAAUAAUUAUAUAUUCAUUAAUGAUUUCAGUAUCCUGAUCAUGCUAGUUAGAAUUUGUCAACCUUUUUGGAUACAACAAUUAAUUUACCAAUCAAUACUGAUCACAGAGUAUUUCAUUAUCAAUCUGAUAUUUCAUGAUUAAAGUAUUCUGUUUCCUGAAAGUCUUAUUUAAGUAAGACUAAUUCAUUCUUUUUCAUGAUUCAAAAAAGAUCAAUACAAACGUUUCUGCA